Messenger RNA from Ipomoea triloba (trilobed morning glory), 2422 nucleotides. Its product is annotated as protein CYPRO4. The coding region runs from base 168 to 2108 and encodes 646 amino acids. The transcript is spliced from 2 exons. Gene Ontology annotation, molecular function: protein binding. The record is from RefSeq and is a predicted model, not a curated record. Lineage: Eukaryota; Viridiplantae; Streptophyta; Magnoliopsida; Solanales; Convolvulaceae. Gene Ontology annotation, cellular component: nucleus; cytoplasm.
CGUUUAGGCAAUAACGUUUCAAAUUUCAAAAUUUUCAAAUUCGCGCUCCUCAUUCCUUUCCUUCUAAACCCUCUUCUCAUUUCUCAUUUUCCCACUUCGCAAUUUGCAAUUCUCAUUUGCAAUCUGAUUCUCUAGCUUUCUAUUCCUUAAUCGAUACGCCUGCCGUAAUGGGUGCCAACCAUAGCCGUGAAGAUCUGGAGCUUUUGGAGUCCGAAACCGAAUCGGAAACCGGGUCGGAGUCCCGGUCCCACGACAGCCGGAGGGACGACGACGACGACGACGAGGAGAACUACGAAGACGCCAGUACUCCCUCCUCCUUCCAACCGAAGACGCCGGCAAAGACGCCGACGUCUUUGGACGACGUUGAGGCGAAGCUCAAAGCGCUGAAGCUCAAGUAUAACGUCGGGUCGCAGCACAACCCGACGAAGAACGCCGUUAAGCUUUACCUUCACGUCGGCGGCAACACUCCCAAGUCUAAAUGGGUCGUUGCGGACAAGCUCACCACCUAUUGCUUCGUCAAGAGCGGAGACGGGGACGAAGACGAAGAAGAUGAAGAGUGCGAGGAGGGUUGGUGGGUUUUAAAAAUCGGGUCGAAAAUUAAGGCAAAGGUGGACGAAAAUCUGCAAUUGAAGGCUUUCAAGGACCAGAAGAGGAUCGAUUUUGUGGCAGAUGGGGUAUGGGCCGCGAAAUUCUUCGAUGAAGAAGAGUAUACGGCUUUCUUUGACAGGUACAAAGACUGCUUGUUUGAGAAUACGUAUGGGUACGAAGCAAAUGAUGCAAAUAGGGUUAAGGUAUACGGGAAGGACUUCAUUGGGUGGGCAAAGCCAGAAUUAGCUGACGAUUCAAUGUGGGAGGAUGCAGGGGAUAGCUUCUUUAAAAGCCCUAGCUCAGCUAAGACCCCCUUAAGGGAGAGCCAUGAUCUGAGGGAGGAGUUUGAGGAGGCUGCUGCUAAUGGCGGGGCGAUUCAAAGCUUGGCACUUGGGGCUUUGGACAAUAGCUUUCUGAUAAGUGAUUCAGGGAUUCAGGUAGUGAGGAAUUACAAUCAUGGGAUUCAAGGAAAAGGAGUGUAUGUCAAUUUCGAUAAGGAAAGGUUUAGUGCUGCUCAUUCCACUCCAAGGAAAGCUUUGCUUAUGAGAGCCGAAACUAAUAUGCUGCUCAUGAGCCCUGUCACUGGUAAUACUCCUCAUCCGAGGGGUUUACACCAGCUUGACAUUGAGACGGGUAAAGUAGUGAGUGAGUGGAGGUUUGAGAAGGACGGGGUCGACAUUUCAAUGAGGGAUAUUACUAAUGAUAGCAAAGGCGCCCAGAUGGAUCCCUCGGGAUCAACUUUCUUAGGACUGGAUGAUAACAGAUUGUGUAGGUGGGAUAUGCGUGAUCGUAAUGGGAUGGUUCAGAAUCUAGUUAAUGACAGCACUCCUGUCUUGAAUUGGACUCAAGGGCAUCAAUUUUCUAGGGGUACUAACUUUCAGUGCUUUGCUACUACUGGUGAUGGAUCUAUUGUUGUUGGGUCUAUUGAUGGGAAAAUAAGGUUGUACUCAAGCAACACCAUGAGACAGGCAAAAACUGCUUUUCCAGGGCUUGGCUCACCAAUCACCCAUGUUGAUGUUACCUAUGACGGGAAGUGGAUAUUGGGGACAACUGAUAAUUACUUGGUACUGAUAUGUACCUUGUUCACUGACAAGGAUGGGAAGACAAAGACUGGGUUUGCUGGCCGUAUGGGGAAUAGGAUCUCUGCUCCGAGAUUGCUAAAGCUAACUCCGUUGGAUUCUCAUAUUGCUGGAGCUAACAAUAGGUUCCAGAAGGCACAAUUUUCAUGGGUCACGGAGAAUGGCAAACAGGAGCGCCACUUGGUUGCAACAGUGGGCAAGUUCAGUGUAAUAUGGAACUUUCAACAGGUGAAAGACGGUGCUCAUCAGUGUUACCAAAGUCAGGUGGGCUUGAAGAGUUGCUAUUGCUACAAGAUUGUUCUAAGAGAUGAAUCUAUCAUAGACAGUCGCUUCAUGCACGACAAGUUUGCUGUGACCGACUCUCCUGAAGCACCACUCGUGGUUGCCACGCCACUGAAAGUUAGCUCCUUCAGUAUAUCAAGCCGGCGCUUGAAUCUAUAAACUACAGACUUGCUAUCUCUCCAGUUAUAAUAGAUUGGUCUUUAGUCAGUCCAGCAUAUCUGAACAGAGCCCUUUUGUUCAUUUAUGCAUCCUCUUAGAGUUCAUCUGUCAUGGAAGAAGAAUUCAUGUAUCUUUGGCCAUUGCUUGAAAAGUGUAUAUUUGGAAGCCAUUUCAAACAGACUUGACUUUUAUGUAGCUUGCCUGAUAUCUGGAGAUUUAAAAACUGUUCUAGGUAAUAGAGUACUUGUUUUGAACCCAGUAAUGCUGUUGUUGUAAUAAAUGCAAAAAUAGAUUUUAAAGUGCUUUUUGUUAAA